Messenger RNA from Pieris macdunnoughi, 2235 nucleotides. Lineage: Eukaryota; Metazoa; Arthropoda; Insecta; Lepidoptera; Pieridae. The record is from the annotation of a GenBank genome assembly.
AUGCCACCGAAGCAAGGAAAGAAAACAUUAUGGGUAGAAUGUGAGAAAUGUAACUGCACCAUACCAACAAAUGAUAAAAGUAUUCACAUAGAAUUGAAUUGUGGCAAGGAUCAAGUAAAAUGUCCAUACGUAGAAGGUAGUAAAUUGUUUUCGUGGCUUGAGAGAUGUGGUUCUCUACCUGAGAAUGCUCCUAGCAAUGCUGUUUUAAUACAUCCCUCUGCAGGAACAUUAAUAGGGGCAGUUAUUGGAUGCCCUUUAGAGAUAAAAAAGAAAGGUUCUCCAACAAUACUCAGACGAAUGUGGCCUUCUAAAACAUCUUCACCAGCAGCUGUAAUCAUACAAGCAGCAGAUCUGUCUGCAAGUUGGUGCAGUGAUAAUAAAAGUGUUAUUGUAUCUGUAUUAGAACAAGAGCUUCCAUUAGCAUUUACUGUUAAUAUUAAAAUAAAUAAUCAGAAAAUAGAUAGUCAUAUUAUUGAUCUACUACAAGAACAUUUCAAAAAUUAUUUUGUGUGCAUUGGCAGUAUACUAGUUUACUACUAUUUUGGUAAAAAAAUAGAAAUAGAAUUUGUAAAUAUAAAAGCCGAAACCUUAUCUGAUGCACAUGUAUGGUUUAGUUUAUCUGAAAAUACUAUUUGGAAAAUUGAUCAGAAUACUGUAGAAAAAUGUAAGAAACCACAGAUGGUUGGAGGAUAUGAUGAUAUUAUUGAUGAUAUCAAAACGUUAAUCCAAAUAUCAUUUAAUAUAGAAGGAAUAGCUGCUCAUUUUCAGCCUACAAGAGGACUUUUGCUUUAUGGACAUUCAGGUAUUGGUAAAACUGCAAUUUGCAGAUAUUUAAUAGAUAAUUUAAAAUGUAACCAUAUUGAAAUCAAUGGACCCACAAUAUUCAGUAAAUAUUUUGGUGAAACUGAGGCUACUAUGAAAAAUCUUUUUGCAAAGGCUGUAGAGAGUGAACCUUGCAUUGUAAUUGUUGAUGAAAUGGAGACAAUAUGUCCUAGGCGUUCAUCAGGUAGUACAGAGCAAGAAAGAAGAGUGACAUCAGCAUUUGUUUCUCUAUUGGACAGCUUACAUGAAGAAAACAAUAGGGUUUUUAUAUUAGCCACUACUAGAAAACCAGAUGCAAUAGAUCCCAUGCUUCGAAGAUUUGGAAGAUUAGAUAAAGAAAUAGAGGUUCCAGUACCUGACAGGUUACGAAGAAAAGAUAUAUUGUAUGUCCUUCUUAAAGGACUACCUUCUAAAGUGCCUUCAGAUGAAAUUGAUUCAAUAUCUGACAUGGCUCAUGGGUAUGUGGCAGCAGAUUUGGUGAACCUGUGUACUCAGGCUUCAUUAAAAUGUAUUAAGCGAGGAAGCAAGAUAAUUGAAAAAGAAGAUGUCAUUAGUGCUUUGACAAUUGUUCGCCCAAGUGCAAUGAGAGAACUGUUGAUAGAAGUCCCCAAUGUCCGAUGGACAGAUAUAGGUGGGCUUGAUCACCUAAAGCUUAAACUGCGUCAGGCAGUAGAGUGGCCUCUGAAACAUUCAGAAAGUUUUCAGAGACUAGGUGUUAAGGCCCCUGCAGGAGUACUACUUUAUGGUCCCCCAGGGUGUUCGAAAACUAUGAUUGCCAAAGCAUUGGCCACAGAAAGCGGACUCAAUUUUCUUUCAAUCAAAGGACCAGAGUUGUUCUCUAAAUUUGUUGGUGAAUCAGAAAAAGCUGUCAGAGAUUUAUUUACUAAAGCACGACAGGUGGCACCAUCAAUUAUAUUUUUCGAUGAGAUGGAUGCAAUUGGAGGCGAAAGAGGAGCAGGAGAAGCCAGUGUACAUGAGCGUGUGUUGGCACAACUUUUAACAGAACUAGAUGGUGUGGUGCCCCUUAAGUCAGUUACUAUACUUGCAGCAACAAAUCGUCCAGAUAGGAUGGAUAGGGCCUUGUUGCGGCCAGGUAGAUUAGACAGACUUAUUUAUGUGCCCUUACCAGACUUUGAAACUAGAUUGCAAAUAAUUGAAAUAAUUUUGUCAAAGAUGAGCAUCAGUGAUGAUGUUAAUUCUCAUUAUGUGGCCACCAAAACUGGGGGGUUCUCAGGUGCAGAAUUACAUGCACUAUGUCAUGAAGCAGCACUACAGGCAUUAGAAAACGAUUUAGAUUGUCCUGCUGUAAGAAUGGAACAUUUUCAAAAUGUACUAAAAGACUUUAGGGCGCGCACACCCCAGUCUUUGCUUAAAAUUUAUGAAGAAUUUUCUUUGGGUCAACAAACAAAUUAA